Messenger RNA from Cariama cristata (Red-legged seriema), 828 nucleotides. Its product is annotated as guanine nucleotide-binding protein subunit alpha-14. Bases 1 to 828 code for a protein of 275 amino acids. The transcript is spliced from 6 exons. NCBI's taxonomy places the organism in Eukaryota, Metazoa, Chordata, Aves, Cariamiformes, Cariamidae. Gene Ontology annotation, molecular function: G-protein beta/gamma-subunit complex binding; G protein-coupled receptor binding; GTPase activity. Gene Ontology annotation, cellular component: heterotrimeric G-protein complex. Gene Ontology annotation, biological process: adenylate cyclase-modulating G protein-coupled receptor signaling pathway; action potential; phospholipase C-activating dopamine receptor signaling pathway. The record is from RefSeq and is a predicted model, not a curated record.
AUGGCUGUUCUCUUAGUUUCCUUUUUGAUGUUUAGUCUCAUUGAUGGGAAGAGUAUAACAAAGAAAAGGGAGAGUGCUCAGAUGAUCAAAGAAGUGGAAGUGGAUAAAGUGGUGGUGCUGGAAAAAGAACAAGUUGAAGCAAUUAAGAAGCUCUGGGAAGACCCAGGAAUUCAAGAAUGCUACGACAGACGGAGGGAGUACCAGCUCUCAGACUCUGCUAAGUAUUACCUUACUGAUCUUGAUCGUAUUGCUAUGCCCUCAUUUGUGCCAACUCAGCAAGAUAUCCUUAGAGUCCGAGUGCCAACUACAGGAAUUAUUGAAUAUCCUUUUGAUCUAGAAAAUAUUAUAUUUAGGAUGGUGGAUGUAGGUGGCCAAAGGUCAGAAAGAAGGAAGUGGAUCCACUGUUUUGAAAGUGUUACUUCCAUCAUUUUCUUAGUUGCAUUAAGUGAAUACGAUCAAGUCUUGGCAGAAUGUGACAAUGAGAAUCGAAUGGAAGAAAGCAAGGCCUUAUUUAAAACUAUCAUUACAUAUCCGUGGUUUCUGAAUUCUUCAGUCAUUUUAUUUUUAAAUAAAAAAGAUCUUCUAGAAGAGAAAAUCAUGUAUUCUCAUCUAAUUAGUUACUUUCCAGAAUACACAGGACCUAAACAAGAUGUCAAAGCUGCCAGAGACUUCAUUUUGAAGCUGUAUCAGGAUCAGAAUCCAGACAAGGAGAAAGUAAUCUAUUCCCACUUCACUUGCGCCACAGACACAGAAAAUAUUCGGUUCGUCUUUGCUGCUGUCAAGGACACGAUCCUGCAAUUAAACCUGAGGGAGUUCAACCUGGUUUAA